Molecule: messenger RNA, 2598 nt
Organism: Aethina tumida (small hive beetle)
Lineage: Eukaryota; Metazoa; Arthropoda; Insecta; Coleoptera; Nitidulidae
Exons: 3
Coding region: 106-2004 (632 amino acids)
Source: RefSeq, a predicted model, not a curated record
GUUCACACGUUUAGUCAGCUGUGUUUUAACCUUUCAAUAGAACAAUUUAAAUCAUACGAAAUGUUAAAAACGAGUUGAUAAAACGUUUUAAAUAAAUCAUUCUUCAUGAUGAAUAAUAAAUUUUUACUUCUGGUGCCAGUAUUUACUCUUAUGUUGACAUAUUACUAUUAUUUUGACGAAGACCUUAAAAGAGAUAAUGAAAAUAUUUUAAUUUAUCAGUAUUUUAAUAAAAAUUUAAGGUAUUUACUGGAAUCUCCAACGUGCAUGAUUGAAAAUCUUGAUCCGCUGAACGAAGAAAUAAAAGAAUUUCAUUGGAAAGUCCCGAAACACGAAUGCAGCAAGUAUAAAUUGCUCAGCUAUAUCACGAAAACCGACACAGCUGUAAAUUUAAACAUCAACCGGAGCCUUUUCAAAACUUACUCAUACUUAAAAAUUACCUGUUGUUACUCCGAAAUAUACAGAGACAAUACCGGUAAUUUGCCUGAUGAAACGAUAAAACAAUCUGACUGUUUCCCGAUUGAAUCGUCAGUGGCAGUAACACAUGAUAUUAUCAAGGUAGAAUGCAGGUCUCCUUUCAAUUCGAUUUACUCGAACGUUCACCAUAUAAUCCAACCUGUGCCAAAAUCCGUAAAAACCGAUAAACCGAGCAUAUUACUUUUAGGAAUUGACGGAAUGUCUAAAUUAAACUUCAUGAGGUCGAUGCCCAAAACGUUCACCUACUUGGAAUCGUACGAUUGGAUCGGACUCAAGGGUUACAACAAAAUAGAGGACAACACUUAUCCGAAUCUAAUGGCCUUUUUGACCGGCCAAAAUUGGACGGACUCGGACAAGCUUUGCGACCCGACAGUCAUUGGCAAACUGGACGGUUGUAAUUUCAUUUGGAAGGAGUUCAAGAAGUUGGGUUACACGACUGCUUACGGUGAAGACACCAAAGUGUCCACCUUUAAUUAUCUCAAAAAGGGUUUCCUGAACCCUCCGACGGACGUGUACCUGAAACCGUAUGUGAUCGCCUCGCUGAAUCUGUCGACGAAGUGGUACUGCAGCACGUACUAUUGCUCGGGUCCCGAGAACGCUGGUCAGAGGAUGUUAGAUUCCGUGUUGGAUUUUAGCGUUACGUAUAAAAACGUGCCGACUUUCGGCCUCUUCUGGAUCAACACGUUCAGUCACGACGACAUAAACUGCGCAACAAGCAUGGACGCGGACGUUGAAAUGCUGUUGAGGAAAUUGUAUGUUGAAGAAAUCCUGAACGAUACCAUAGUCGUGCUGUUAAGCGAUCACGGAUUUAGGUACGGGAAUAUUAGGUAUACCCACACAGGAUACAUGGAGGAAAGACUGCCGUUUAUCUACUUCUGGAUACCGGAGGGAUAUAGGAAGAGGUACGUGAAGGAGUACGAGGAACUGAAGAGAAACGCACAAAGACUUACAAGUCCUUACGACUUGUAUAUGACGCUGCAACACGUGUUGAAACAAGUCGACCCCAAAUAUGUGAUAAAAGAGAGUAGAGGCUGUUCAAAAUGUCACUCGCUGAUGGAAACGAUUAAAAACGAUAGAGUUUGUUCGGACGCUGGAAUUCCAGAUUACUAUUGUUCCUGCACAAAAUACUUCACAACCAGUUUAAACCGUCCUAUAGUUAAGGAAUUGGGGGAGUUUUUGGUUGGGGAGAUUAACGCAAAAGUCGCAUCUUAUGGAUCAGAAGCCAAAGGCUGUGCUUACUAUAUUUUAUACAAAGUAUUAUCGGUUAAGUCUUUAAUUAAUAAGGAUAAAAAUGAAGAAACGUUCCUAAUUAAAAUUAAAACAUUUCCAGAAACAAUAAUGGAGGCUAGCAUUAACGUUAACUAUGCGAAGCAUGUUUUUAAAAUUGUUGACAAUAUUAGUAGACUAGAUCGGUAUGGACCGAGAAGUUAUUGUGUUAAAGGUUCAAAAGUAUCUUAUUAUUGUUAUUGCAAAUCUUUAUUUAUGUACGUUAAUCAUGUUUUGUGUAAUAAUAUAUUUUGUUUCUUAUAAUCUUUGGGUUUAAUUAAUAAUCGAAACAAUUUUAAGGAAUCGGGCAUUGAACGAUUGGAAUGCAAACGUUACGGGAAUUCCGGGCGAAACCUCUGUUGCAAUAACAGCCGUCGUUACAUCUGAUGUUGACGAUCGGACAUGUUUGACCCAGUGUUGCGCAUGUUGUUUGGCAUGCACUUCCACAUUCGUAAUGUUCGUUUGGUCUGUCACAAACGAUUUUGUAGGGCGAAUAAUCUGCAAAAAUUUGUUGGAUAAUUGAUACCAAAGAUUUAAAAUAAUAUUAAUACCUGAAAUAUAAGCAGAAGAAAUUCCGGCUAUGCACAAAAACAGAAUCACCAUGAAUUUGAACAUUUUCUUGCGUUUCUUGACAAGUUAACAAAGUGGUGGGAUUAUAUACCACCAGAAAGUGAUACUAUAAUCUUAAAUGUUAAAAAAUUGUAGGACACUAACACGACGAUUUUAAAUAAAACGCUAGUUAGUUUCUUGCAAGUAUUAAUUUAUAUUUAAAUUGAGUUGAUGGCCUCAACCCAAAUGUGUUAUUUAAAAAAUUUAUAACUUCCUGGCAUAAAUAAUAAAACACUUUUUUACGCAUUA